Molecule: messenger RNA, 1125 nt
Organism: Cannabis sativa
Lineage: Eukaryota; Viridiplantae; Streptophyta; Magnoliopsida; Rosales; Cannabaceae
Biological process (GO): regulation of DNA repair; DNA-templated DNA replication
Cellular component (GO): nucleus
Molecular function (GO): single-stranded DNA helicase activity; ATP hydrolysis activity; ATP binding
Source: RefSeq, a predicted model, not a curated record
UGUGCGAUGACGGAGAAAGAGCGGCUAGUUAGCAUGGGAUUCUCGGAGGACUUGGCGGCACAGGCCUUGUCGGCAACCGGCGGUAGUUCCCCAACCAAAGCCGUUGAAUGGAUUCUAAAUCACAAAACCAUCCCCUCCUCAAACGAUUCUUCUUUUGCUCCUCCUAUUCAACCCAAGCUCCACCGUUUCUUCAACUCCAAACCUGAUGAUGCUCCUUCUUCCACACCCAUUCAAGAUGACCUCCUUCCUCUCUCUAAGCGUCUCAAGUCCACUCUCACCCACGCCACCACCGCCACCGCGACCAUGAACACCACCCCCACCCCUCCUCACCAGCCCCUCUACGACCGAAUGCGCCCUCGCACCCUCGACGACGUCGUCGGCCAAGACCACCUACUCGCCCCCAACUCCCUCCUUCGCUCCGCCCUCCACCGCCACCGUAUCCCUUCCAUUCUCUUUUGGGGCCCACCCGGAACCGACAAGUCCUCCAUCGCCAAAGCCAUUCUUAACUCAUUCGCCAACCCUUCCUCCUCCUCCACCACCUACCGAUUCGUCUCCCUCUCUGCUGUCAUGUGUGGUGUCAAGGACGUUCGUGACGCCAUCGAUGAAGCCAGAAGAUCAAAGACGAAGAAUAAGAGAAUUGUCCUCUUCGUCGACGAGGUUCACCGCUUCAACAAGGCCCAGCAGGACUCUUUCUUGCCCAUAAUCGAAGACGGAAGCAUUGUCUUCAUUGGCGCUACCACGGAGAACCCUUCUUUCCAUAUCAUCACGCCUCUUCUCUCACGCUGCACCACCCUCGUACUCCAUGCCUUAGAGCCCAAUCAUUCAGCCCAACUCCUUAGGCGGGCGGCAGACGAUUCUCGGGUUGGGCUCACUGCUAGCAUCGGGAUGAGGCCUGUUCAGGUAGAAGACGACGUAAUUCACUUUGUUUCGGCUAAUUGCGACGGUGAUGCUCGCGUGGCGCUCAACGCCUUGGAAAUCUCUACCACCACUGCAGCCUCUCGAGCCGCACUGUAAUUGGGUUCGCCCAGCGCCAUUCAUUUGGUUUUAGAAGAUGCCAAGGAGGCCUUGUAGUGUAAGCACUUAGCCCACGACAAAUAAGGAGAUGUGUUGGGUUUUGUGCCCUAA